UAUCAUUCUUUUAUUGUAAUAAAAUUAUUAUUUUUUUUUAAUAUCAAAUAAUAACAUUUCAAUAUUUCUCAUGUUUACAAUAUCAUUUAAUUUUCUUUUUCAUUUAGUAACCUAUACCGGGCUUGCCUACCUUCUUCAUAGAAGUAUAGUAGUUUACGGGUUUGUUACUAAUAACUUUUCUUUUCUUAUAAUACUUUUGAAUUUUUUUAAUCAUUUAUUAACUUUUUAUUAUUCACAAAAUUCAUUCUCAUUAUAAAUUUUUAUUUUCAUUUAAUUUUUAAAUCUUUUCAUUAUUAUCUUGAAUAUUUCAUUCAUCCUUUCAAUAUAUACUUUUUCAAUAUAUCGUAUAUUUUCAUUUCUCAUAUAUUCCGUAAUAUUCCUUUUUCAUAAUAUUACUUUCUCUUAUUUCUCGUAUACCAUUCAAUAAUAUUUUAAUAUUUCUUAUAUAUUUUCUUUUACUAUAUCCUUUUUCAUAUAUAGUAAUACUUUUCUCAUAUUUCAGAUAAGUCUUCCUUAUCUAUUAUUUCUUUGAUGAUUUCUCAUAUCAUCUUUUUCUUAUCUUUGAUGAUUUCUCAUAUCAUCCCUUUUUUAUCUUUGAUGAUUUUUCAUAUCAUCCUUUUCUUAUUAAUUUCACAAAUUUUUCUUUCAUUUUCUCAUAUAAUUUUCUUUUAUUUCUUAUUUAGAUCUUGUAUGAAGAUAACAAUCAUUUACUUUCUCACGAACAUGCACCAAAAAUGUGGCACGCCGCCCAUAGGAUAAAUAACAAUUUAUCGUAUGUUGCCACCGACGUGUUGAGUUCUUAUAUUAUCUUCGCUUGGUUUAAAAUAAAAACUGCGGAAUUUCCUAUUGAAAUCCACUUGUAUUUAUACAUUUUAAGAAAAAUAUUUCUAAUA
Messenger RNA from Rhizophagus irregularis DAOM 181602=DAOM 197198, 893 nucleotides. Lineage: Eukaryota; Fungi; Glomeromycota; Glomeromycetes; Glomerales; Glomeraceae. The record is from RefSeq and is a predicted model, not a curated record.